Drosophila rhopaloa is the source of this 1792-nucleotide messenger RNA. Its product is annotated as maltase A2. The record is from RefSeq and is a predicted model, not a curated record. Gene Ontology annotation, biological process: carbohydrate metabolic process. Bases 23 to 1732 code for a protein of 569 amino acids. The transcript is spliced from 3 exons. Lineage: Eukaryota; Metazoa; Arthropoda; Insecta; Diptera; Drosophilidae.
GGCCCACUCAAACGCUAUCGAAAUGCCACAGUGGGCACAUCUCGGCCUGGCGGCUCUCCUCCUCGCUUCCACCGCCCUUUUGGGUGGGGCUGGUGCGGACAUCGACUGGUGGGAGAACGCCUCGCUCUACCAGAUAUAUCCGCGCUCCUUCCAGGACAGCGACGGCGACGGCAUCGGGGACCUGAAGGGAAUCACCUCCAGGCUGGGCUACCUCAAGGAGAUCGGCAUCACGGCCACCUGGCUGUCGCCCAUUUUCACCUCGCCCAUGUCCGACUUCGGCUAUGACAUCUCCGACUUCUACGACAUAGAUCCGAUUUUCGGUACUCUCGCGGACUUCGACGCCCUGAUCGCGGAGGCGAAGUCGCUGGGCGUGAAGAUCAUCUUGGACUUUGUGCCCAACCACUCGAGCGACGAGAACGAGUGGUUCGAAAAGUCGGUGAAUCGCGAAGAGGGUUACGACGACUUCUACGUGUGGGACGACGGGAAGCUGAAUGCGGAGACGGGGCAGAGGGAGCCGCCCUCCAACUGGGUCAGUGUGUUCAGCGGGCCCAUGUGGACGUGGAACGAGAAGCGCCAGCAGUACUUCCUGCACCAGUUCCAGGUGAAGCAGCCGGAUCUCAAUUUCACCAAUCCCAUGGUCAGGGAGCACAUGCUGGACGUGCUGAAGUUUUGGCUGGACCGCGGAGUGGACGGAUUCCGUAUCGAUGCGGUCCCCCACAUCUACGAGUACCGCUUCGCGAAUGGCUCCUACCCUGAUGAGCCGAUUAGCGGCUGGGGCAGUGAUCCCAACGCCUACGACUACCACGACCACAUCUACACCAAGGAUCAGCCAGCCACCGUGGAUCUGAUGUACGAGUGGCGGGCUUUCCUGGAUAAGUAUCGAGCGGACAAUGGAGGCGACUCCAGGGUUCUGCUGGCCGAGGCCUAUUCCUCCGUGGAAACACUGAGUGCUUACUUCGGGAACAGCAGCCAUCAGGGCACCCAGCUGCCCAUGAACUUCCAGCUGAUGUAUCUCAGUGGGUACUCCACCGCGAGGGAUGUGGUGGGGUCCAUCGACUACUGGAUGCAGACCAUGUGGACGGAGCACCAGACGGCCAACUGGGUGGUUGGCAAUCACGACACCAACCGCGUGGCGGAUCGCAUGGGGGCCCACAAGGUGGAUCUGCUCAAUGUGAUCGUGAACUCCCUGCCAGGAGCUUCGGUCACUUACUACGGAGAGGAGAUCGGCAUGUCCAACGUGGACGUGGAGUGCACUGGCGACUCUUGUGAGGAUCGGGAUGGCGAGCGAACGCCCAUGCAGUGGACCGCCGGAAAAAACGCCGACUUCUCCCAGGGAGAGAGCACCUGGUUGCCGCUAAGUCCUGAAUAUCAAAGGUACAAUGUGCAGACGGAGCGCGGGGUAUCCAGAUCCUCGCUGAACAUAUUCAAAGGCCUGCAGGAGCUGAAGAGCAGCGCAGCCUUUUUAGCAUUUAAGGACGAAGGAGGCUUCUCCUACGAAGCGGUCACGGAACAGGUCCUGCAGAUUAUACGCACCAACAAGUACAGCGAGGAGUAUCGAAUCUUGGUGAACCUGGGCAACGAUAUGGAGAUCCUCAAUGGACUAGCGUCCAAGACCUACGAGUAUGUGCUGGUCACUGCCUACUCCACCCACUAUGCGGGGCAAAAAGUUGAUCUGUCGCAGAGAAUCAUUCUCAUGCCCUACGAAGCAGUCGUUCUACGCUGGUUGGCGUAAUGCACUUCACCCUGAUUACAAGUUAUUUAAAAAAUAAAUUCUUUGUUUAUUUCCUGUUAA